Messenger RNA from Apodemus sylvaticus (European woodmouse), 1792 nucleotides. RefSeq names its product diacylglycerol kinase kappa (gene Dgkk). Gene Ontology annotation, biological process: diacylglycerol metabolic process; intracellular signal transduction; lipid phosphorylation. The record is from RefSeq and is a predicted model, not a curated record. Gene Ontology annotation, molecular function: ATP-dependent diacylglycerol kinase activity. Lineage: Eukaryota; Metazoa; Chordata; Mammalia; Rodentia; Muridae. The transcript is spliced from 15 exons. The annotation marks the transcript as partial.
AUUCCUGUGCUCAGCAGUGGAAGAUUUUAUGGAUGAUAUUGUAAAGGCCUGGAAACAAAUAAAAGAUCACAGUACAGCAGUGGAGUCUGUGAUUUUGAAAAGCGACUUGAUGUAUGAUAAACUCAGCAUCCUUAGUGAUAUCCUGGCGGAGGAUGCAGUUGCUGCCUCUGCCGAGAGGGCAGCCAUAGCAUAUGGAAGCAGAAGCAAAGCAGAUGGGAAACCCUUCAUGCCUGAACUAGACCACGUAGCAAAGGCCAAGAUGGAGUUGGCUGAAAGGAUACAGAAACUCCAGCAAUCCUUGAAACUCAUCAUAUUCCAGAUUGAACAAGUUCUGGAUGACGAAAGCAGACAGAACUUAUCAGUUAAGAACUUUGCUUCAUCUUUGUUCCUGGGAGACGGAGACAAUGACUCAGAUGACUAUGAUCACAGCCCUACACACCGUGCUCGUUGUGACACCUUAUAUUCCAUACCUUCUUUGAGAAGUGAAGACCUAGAUAACCUUGACUUAGAACACUUACAUAUUACACCUGAAACGAUACGCUUCAAAGAAAAGUGUGUCAUGAACAACUACUUUGGAAUUGGACUAGACGCUAAAAUCUCUCUGGAGUUCAAUGCCAGAAGAGAAGAACACCCAGAACAAUACAAUAGCCGCUUUAGGAACAAAAUAUGGUAUGGUCUUCUGGGAAGCAAGGAACUGCUGCAACGCUCUUACAGGAAACUGGAAGAGCGAAUACAACUUGAGUGUGAUGGAGAAGUGGUCUCCUUGCCAAACCUUCAAGGCAUCGUAGUGCUCAACAUUACCAGCUAUGCUGGAGGUGUCAACUUCUGGGGACGGAGCAGAGCAAACACAGAAUAUGAGGCCCCUGCAAUCGAUGAUGGGAAGUUAGAGGUUGUGGCAAUCUUUGGUUCUGUGCAGAUGGCCAUGUCUCGUAUCAUCAACCUGCAACAUCAUCGAAUUGCCCAGUGCCAAGAGGUUGUAAUAACUAUUAAUGGUGAAGAUGGUGUGCCUGUGCAGGUGGACGGGGAAGCCUGGAUUCAGAAACCAGGCCUUAUCAAGAUUAAAUACAAGAAUUCUGCCCAGUUGUUGAUGAGAGAUCGGGACUUUGAGAACUCAAUGAAAACGUGGGAAUCUAAGCAUUCGGAAAUCCAAGCUGUCCAACCACCCCACCUGGAUUUCCAUGAAUCUCAAGACAGCCUCUCUGAUGAAGAGUAUGCUCAGAUGCAGCACUUGGCUCGGCUUGCAGAAAACCUCAUUAGCAGACUUACUGACCUAAGCAAGGUCCACCAGCAUGUGUCUGUCCUCAUGGAUUCUGUGAAUGCCAGUGCUAACAUACUGAAUGAUGUGUUCUAUAGCCAAGACAGUGGCAAUGAAGCAGGUGCAGCUUCCUGCAUUCCCAUUGAGACCCUAAGCAGAACUGAUGCAGUAGAUGUUACAUUUAGUCUUAAAGGGCUCUACGAUGACACCAAAGCUUUCCUGGAUGAAAACUUGUUGAGAGAUGCUGAGGAUCGGGCCAUGCUACAAACUGCCUUGGAUGCCAUGAAUACAGAGCUGAGAAGGAUACUGGCAAUUGACUGGUUGAGUCAGAUCUUUUUUCCCAUGGAACAGCCGUCCGACACUCGCAGGUUUAGAAUUAGAUUCCCCAAGCUGAGGAAGAAGAAACAUCGAGAAGAGGGAGAAAAGCCGAAAUCAGGCCAAAGAUUUCCUGGUAUUCUUGGCAAGUUCUGGCGUCGCAGAAAUCGUGGCAAUCGAGCAAAUGCUGAUGAUCCUCCAACACCUUCAAGUUCUCAAUAG